AUGUCUGUCGACACCUUAGCAGAAGCGAGUGAGGACCAACGAGCCUCGCUGACUUCCCGAGUCCUUCCUAUGAUGACUUUGUCGAAGGGAUCAAGUCCUCUCACUCGGCCCCUCCCUCCAGUACCCUUUACAUCUGCUCGCUCACGAGCGGAAGCGCGAUUCCAAGUUCAGGGUAAAGCCAUAGUCACCGGCGGAGCAGGAGCACUAGGCCUUAUUUCUGCACAGGCUCUCCUGGAGCAUGGACUCUCGUCGCUGUGUAUCAUGGAUCUUCCCAGGACAUUGGAGACAUCAGAAGAACAGAUUCAAUCACUAGCAUCGAAAUUUCCAUCUGCCAAUAUAACCAAAAUCCCCUUAGACGUGACAUCAAUGGAAUCAAUUCAAGCCGCAUUUGAGCAGGCAGAGAACACAAUGGAAGGCAUCGAUAUCCUCUGCUGCUUCGCUGGGAUCCCCGGCUGCCAACCAUCCCUCACAGUAACACCCGAUCAGUUCAACAGAGUCAUAGACGUUAACCUGAACGGAUCUUUCUUCUGCGCUCAGGCAGCAGCAAAGCGUAUGGAAUCAUCAGGCAAAGGCGGGUGUAUCUUAUUCACUGCGUCGAUGUCGGCGCAUUAUACAAAUUUUCCACAGCCGCAAGCUGCUUACAAUGCGAGCAAGGCUGGAGUCGCGCAUAUGACUCGAAAUCUGGCUGCUGAGUGGGCUGUUCAUGGGAUCCGAGUGAAUAGUAUUAGUCCCGGGUAUAUGGAUACUAUUCUUAAUGCCGGUGAGAGCUUGGCGAAUGUUAGGAAGAUAUGGGAUUCUCGUUGUCCAAUGGGCCGAAUGGGAGAUCCUGAAGAGAUUACUGGGGCUGUGGUUCUUCUGUGUAGUCAGCGUGCAGGACGGUACAUCACUGGUGCUGAUAUUGUUAUUGAUGGGGGGACUUUGACUCUGUGA
Molecule: messenger RNA, 930 nt
Organism: Penicillium expansum
Lineage: Eukaryota; Fungi; Ascomycota; Eurotiomycetes; Eurotiales; Aspergillaceae
Product: Glucose/ribitol dehydrogenase
Exons: 1
Coding region: 1-930 (309 amino acids)
Molecular function (GO): oxidoreductase activity, acting on the CH-OH group of donors, NAD or NADP as acceptor
Source: RefSeq, a predicted model, not a curated record